Messenger RNA from Humulus lupulus (European hop), 408 nucleotides. Its product is annotated as basic leucine zipper 4. The transcript has a single exon. NCBI's taxonomy places the organism in Eukaryota, Viridiplantae, Streptophyta, Magnoliopsida, Rosales, Cannabaceae. Gene Ontology annotation, biological process: positive regulation of DNA-templated transcription. The record is from RefSeq and is a predicted model, not a curated record. Gene Ontology annotation, cellular component: nucleus. Gene Ontology annotation, molecular function: transcription cis-regulatory region binding; DNA-binding transcription factor activity. The coding region runs from base 1 to 408 and encodes 135 amino acids.
AUGUUCCUCUCCAAAGAAGCGGCUCAGUGCCAAUACGGUCCGGUUUUCGAAGCCGGUGAGAUAGAGGAGCUCUGGUCCCUGCUUCAACCGGGGACUAUUAAUAAUUCCGGUUCAGAGGGUUCGAGCCGGGCAGUUUACUCGGUGGACGAGCAAAAGCUUAGGCGUAUGAUAUCUAACCGCGAGUCGGCUCGGCGGUCACGCUGGCGAAAGAAGAGACACUUAGAGGAUCUGACUGAACAGGUGAACCGGCUAAAAGUAGAGAACCGGGAUCUCAAGAAUCGGCUGGCACAUAUGGCCCAACAGUGUCACGUUGCAUGGAGAGAAAAUGACCGAUUAACUUCCGAAUUCUCAGCCCUGCAGUCUAAACUUUCGGAUCUAUGCCGGAUUUUGGUUGCCAUGCAAUCAUAA